AACUCAUGGCUGAGUGAGCCUCCCCUGGGUCCAGCACCCACCCAGCAUGGUCCAGGCCCGUGGGGGGCGCUCCAGAGCACAGCUGCCUGCCGGGUCUUUGGGGGCAGCCAUGACCCAGCCUCCGCCCCGCAAAGCGCCAGCCAAGAAACACGUGCGGCUGCAGGAAAGGCGGGGCUCCAGCGUGGCUCUGGUGCUGGAUGUACGGUCCCUGGGGGCUGUGGAGCCCAUCUGCUCGGUGAACACCCCCCGGGAGGUCACCCUGCACUUUCUGCGCACAGCUGGACACCCCCUCAGCCGCUGGGUUCUGCAGCACCAGCCGCCCAGCCCCCAGCAACUGGAAGAGGAGUUCUUGAAGAUCCCCCCAAACUUUGUCAGCCCCGAAGACCUGGAUAUCCCUGGCCAUGCCUCGAAGGACCGAUACAAGACCAUCUUGCCAAAUCCCCAGAGCCGCGUGUGUCUUGGCCGGGCACAGAGCCAAGAGGAUGGAGACUACAUCAAUGCCAACUACAUCCGAGGCUAUGACGGGCAGGAGAAGGUCUACAUUGCGACCCAGGGCCCGAUGCCCAACACUGUGUCGGACUUCUGGGAGAUGGUGUGGCAGGAAGAAGUGUCGCUCAUUGUCAUGCUCACUCAGCUCCGGGAGAGCAAGGAGAAAUGUGUCCACUACUGGCCCACAGAUGAGGACACGUACGGGCCCUUCCGGAUCCGUGUCCAAGAGGAGAGAGAGCUCCCAGAAUACACCGUGCGGCAGCUCACCAUCCAGCACCAGGAGGAGUGCCGGUCAGUGAAGCAUGUACUCUUCUCAGCCUGGCCUGACCACCAGACCCCGGAGUCGGCUGGGCCACUGCUACGCCUGGUGGCCGAAGUGGAGGACAGCCCAGAGACAGCUGCCGGCAUGGGGCCCAUCGUGGUCCAUUGCAGUGCAGGGAUUGGCCGGACCGGCUGCUUCAUCGCCACCCGGAUAGGCUGCCAACAGCUGAAGGCCCGAGGGGAAGUGGACAUCCUGGGCAUCGUGUGCCAACUGCGGCUGGACAGGGGGGGCAUGAUCCAGACCUCGGAGCAGUACCAGUUCCUGCACCACACCCUGGCCCUGUACGCUGCCCAGCUGCCUGGGGAGCCCAGCCCCUGACCCCUGGCACCCUCCCUGGCCUGGGAAGGUGGAUCUGGGGAAAGUGGGACUUGCGACCUGGGGGCCCCCUGGGUGGG
Molecule: messenger RNA, 1206 nt
Organism: Miniopterus natalensis
Lineage: Eukaryota; Metazoa; Chordata; Mammalia; Chiroptera; Miniopteridae
Gene: PTPN7
Product: protein tyrosine phosphatase non-receptor type 7
Biological process (GO): signal transduction; protein dephosphorylation
Cellular component (GO): plasma membrane; cytosol; cell junction
Molecular function (GO): protein kinase binding; protein tyrosine phosphatase activity
Source: RefSeq, a predicted model, not a curated record